AUGGCCUCGAUCGACAGGCUUAGCGCCUUGCCGGACGAUAUCCUCUUUCAUAUUCUCUCUCUUCUCCCCUUCAAAACCUCUGUCUCCACCAGCGCCCUCGCCGCAAGAUGGAGGUUUCUAUGGUCUUCUGCCCCCAACAUACAACUCACCGAAGAUGAAUCGAAUUCGAUUCCGGAGUCGAUUUCCGAUCACGGAAAGUUCGUAGACGUGCUGACAAAGAUUUUGUCCCAAUGUAAAGCGCACAACGUGAACACACUUCGCCUCCAUAUGGAUUACUGCUACUGGCAUGAAUUUGAGCCGUGUCUUGAGAGCGCCUUCGUAUGCAGAGUGAAAAUUCUCGAUCUUACUAUGCGGUAUGACCCUGAAAUUUUGCCCCCUUGUGUGUUCACCUCCAAAACCCUAGUUGAUUUGAGGCUCAAUCUUUUCGAUAUUAAGAUAAAGAAUGUCACCGUGUGUUUACCAGCUCUCAAGAGGCUUCAUAUUGAGUUUGUUAGCAUUGACGGCUCCCUGGAAAACCUGAUUUCCGGUUGUCCGGUGCUUGAAGUGUUCACUGUUGAUUACUUCAUCCGAUGUGACGAAAAUGUGGUAUCCCAUUGCAUAUCUUCAUCCACUAUGAAGAGGUUGGUCCUCAAUUGUGAGUUCCCUUACAAGUUGAAGAUAGAUACUCCCGCGCUUAAUUAUCUAUUUUUACAUUAUAAUAUGCCCCAUAAUUUAUCUGUUGGGUCGAUGGACUCUUUGAUUGAAGCACACAUUGUUGUUGAUCGUCUCAAGCUAAUUGUGAACGAUGAUCUUUAUUCUCAUUCUCUGGUAGAGUUUGUGGGUAGGUUCUCUAGUGUAAAAGAAAUGAGCUUAUGUGCUUGGGGAGAGGUUCCUGACUUGACCUCUGUCGAUUUGAACAUAAAGUUUCACAAUUUAGCUAAACUCACUGUGGAAGGUGAUUUGCAUUUCAUCUCAUAUUUCGUGGAGAUGGCUAACAAGCUUGAAGUUCUUAAUGUCAGACAAUGUUCGGAAUGCGAGUCCGAACCCCUUGAAUUUCCUAAUUGCCUGCCAGCUAAUUUAAUUGUGGAGCUUCACAAUUUAACCAAACUCGAACUGCAAGUUGAUUGUUUUUUCCUCACAUAUUUUCUAGAGAAUGCCGAUAAACUUAAAGUCCUUAUUCUCCGCAAGCCUUUUAAUCGAGAACGCUGGUUGGCGAUACCCCUCCAAGUGCCUAAAUGCCUGUCAUCGCAUCUUAAAAUAGUACAAAUUCAUGAAUUGUACUGUACAGAGCAUGAACUCGACAUGGUUAGAUAUCUCUUGAAGAAUGCUAAAGUCCUGGAGAGAAUGGAACUACACUGCCUACCAGAAUCGAUUGGGAGAAUUUCAUCAUUUGAUCGAGGAUCUGAGAUUUGUGAGAUUUCCUUCAACGAAUAUAAACCGAACUAUAACAGACUUAGUUUUAACAUGACCUAG
Molecule: messenger RNA, 1452 nt
Organism: Striga asiatica
Lineage: Eukaryota; Viridiplantae; Streptophyta; Magnoliopsida; Lamiales; Orobanchaceae
Source: the annotation of a GenBank genome assembly